GGUGCUUGUGUGAAUCGAUCAGCCCCUCACUGCGAGUGUGUGGUAGUGACUGGGGGCAGCUCGGGGAAAGGAAAGCCGGGGCAGAGAGAGAGAGAGAGAGAGACCGAGAGGCGGAGCGGAACCCAGCAGCUGGGGGCUCGGAGACGGGAAUAAACAACGAGAAAAUGCAGAGAGAGAGAGACCGGAGAUUUCAGCGGGGAAUGCUGUAAGAAGCGAGGAGUGAUUCACUCUGGGGCUGCAAUGUGAAAAGAUGACCUUUUUGCAAGAAUCUCACCUCUAUCAAACAUCCUAGUCAUCGAUUUGAAGUAGCACUCUUUUCACAAUCUGCAAUUGAAGGCUUACACUGGACACUUGCCAUGUCUAUGGACCACAGCCCCACCACCGGAGUGGUCACAGUUAUUGUGAUUCUGAUUGCCAUCGCGGCUCUCGGUGCAUUGAUCCUGGGCUGCUGGUGCUACCUGCGACUGCAGCGAAUAGGUCAGUCGGAAGAUGAAGAAAGCAUCGUGGGAGAAGGCGAGACCAAAGAGCCCUUUCUGUUGGUGCAGUACUCAGCCAAAGGGCCACGGGUAGAGCGGAAAGCUAAGCUGACAGCUAAUGGGACCGAAGGUCAUGGUUAACAUUCAGUCACAGUUCACAACUGCAGAUUCUGCCAUUUGGACUGAAUAACAUUUGUAGGAUAAUCAUUCUUCAUACUGUGAAGGUUUAAUUCUGUUCAAGCUGCUUUAUUAAAAACAAAUAGCAAGGUUAGCAGAAAACAGCAAGGACUAGCCAGCAGUCUGUUGAUCUGCAACUGCAUGUUAUCAAAGAUCAAGACUAGCCAUUCAAAAUUCCUGUUUAUUUUGCAGUGUUUCCUACUUGAAUUUUAAUCCCUUUUAACUGAGCCUGUUUUGAUGGAGCAACUACUGUUAAGUUUCAUCCCUACUGAACCUGUGGAUCUCUGAAAAUAAUUUGCAUUGAUCAGUAUGAAAACUUCUUUCUGUAUUGUGCAGGAUAGUAUUACCCGAGUACAAAAUGAACUGCUGUAAAUGUUACCACAGCAAAGGCCAUGUUAAGUGAUCAUCUUUAAUGCAUAUUUUGUUGUUGAGCCUAGGUUUAUGGGGAGGGUGGGGGUAUUGAGAUAGGGCAGUCUGAAGAUUUAAAAAAAAACUAGAAAUGAAUUAGAAAUUCAACGUAAACUUUUGUUUAAAAAAUUAAUCUAACACACUACCAACGCUGUUCAUUUACCUAAUGAUACAGCUAUUUCAUCUUUAAUACAUAUUUUGUUGUUGAGCCUAGGUUGUAUGGUGAGAGUGGGGGUAUUGCAUCACCUCAACUUAGAUCUUGUAUUGUCUUUAGAAAGGUUUUUUAAAAAAAAUUAAAUUAAAAAGGGGAAGAGAGAGCCAUUAUUUCAAUGGGAUCAUAAAAUGAAAGAUGUAGAAUCGUUCUUGCAUUUUGCACAGAGUGAGAUAGUGCUAAAGUGGUGUAUGACUGCAAGGAUGCUACCAAAGCACUUUUUCCUAAACUGAUUCCAGGCUGCACCUAUGAUGGAGAAUGCUGUAAUUCACAGUCUGCAAAUGAUCCGGAAGGUUUGCAGUGAAGUUAAAAUGGUGGCUGAGCAGUUUUCUGUUUUAAUUCAAAGCAUGUUUAAUAUGGUCAAAUUGUACUUAAAACAGUAUCAUUUCAAAAUAACUUGAUAAGAUUGUUGUAUCUUAUGACCAGAUUUUGUUCCCCUUCCUGUAAUUCAUUAGUUUACAGAAAUAAAAUUUACUGUGUGUAACAAA
Messenger RNA from Hemiscyllium ocellatum (epaulette shark), 1760 nucleotides. RefSeq names its product stannin (gene snn). NCBI's taxonomy places the organism in Eukaryota, Metazoa, Chordata, Chondrichthyes, Orectolobiformes, Hemiscylliidae. The transcript is spliced from 2 exons. Bases 357 to 617 code for a protein of 86 amino acids. The record is from RefSeq and is a predicted model, not a curated record. Gene Ontology annotation, cellular component: mitochondrial outer membrane.